Molecule: messenger RNA, 2061 nt
Organism: Suillus clintonianus
Lineage: Eukaryota; Fungi; Basidiomycota; Agaricomycetes; Boletales; Suillaceae
Product: Cullin repeat-like-containing domain protein
Exons: 8
Coding region: 1-2061 (686 amino acids)
Biological process (GO): Golgi to plasma membrane transport; intracellular protein localization; exocytosis
Cellular component (GO): exocyst
Source: RefSeq, a predicted model, not a curated record
AUGCAGUCUUUACGCACACGUAGGCCCUCUGAGACGCGCACUGUGAAACGCCAGGCCUCCAAACUCGAGAAGAAGCCCAUCAAUAAGAAUGUCCGCAAGUCCACCGUCGAUGACAAGAUAAAGAAGCGCAUGUCCCUGCGCUAUGCAGAGAUUUCCGCGCCCACUGAUGCCUCUGUCCCGGACGUGCCAAGCGUUCCAAUUGGGCUGCGGCCAGGCGCCGCGAGGGACCCAGAUGAGAUUGUCUUGGAACGUGCCAGUUUCAGAGAGGAUCCAAAGGCUACAGAUCAGAGGUUGCUAGGCAAGGAAGAUUUUGACCCCGACACUUACUUGAAGGCCAAACUGGCUAACUCGACCGAAGCCGAGCUCAAGUCUCUCCAGUCUUCACUCAGAUCGUCCAAGGAUGAUACCGCUGUUGAACUACAGCGGAAUGUGUUCAAAAACUAUGCCGAAUUCGUUCAUAUCUCCAAAGAAAUUUCUGUCCUCGAGAACGAUGUGCUCGAGCUCAAAGAAAGCCUUUCUGAAUGGAAGUCGAUGCCGAGCCUUUUGCACAUUGAUGAGUCCGCCUCUGCUUCGGAGCGGCGGCGCAACGUCCGUUCAUCCAUUGCGGACCUUCGCGUGCUCUAUGCGAAUCAAAUGCAGACACUGCACACGCAAAUCGAGGGCUCCGCCAAAUUCGUUCCAACAACCCCAGGCAGACACAUAAUUUAUGAGAUGGACGGGAUACAUGCUCUCAAUGCGGCCACAUACAGGGUUAGUAACACUGUCAAGUUCGUCGUGCUAGAUGAUUCUGUGCUCGUCGCGAAGAGGAGGAGGAGGAACAAUGGAGAGGGCGGUCGGCUAGUGGCAGAGAGAUGUUGGCCUUUGCACGAGAUGCUAGUGUUGGAUACGAAGGAUACAGCGACUAUGACGAAUGUCUUUAAAGUUCGCCGUCAAAAAGAGACAUACGUUUACAGAACGGAGGCAGCUUCUGAUAAGAAGAUUCUUCUGGGACAAUUCCGCCAAGUUGCCGAAGAACUCGCAAUCCGCAAACGCAAGGAGCGUGAAGGCGAGCACGAGCGACGCAAGAGCAUGUGGACCAGUGGAGAUCGCGCCUCCAUGAAUCCUGAUACGAUGCCGCCCCUUCCUGACUGGAUGGCUGAGCUUGCCCGCAAAGCAGGUGUUGACGGGGACACCAGCGCACGGGACAAAUCCGAGAGCGAUGCACGUUUCAUCAGUGAUUUUUCUGACGACCUCACUGUCGCCAUCGCUCUGCGAUCCUGGGAACGGGCCGUUGAACUAGUGGAGGAUGGUCGAACUAAAGCCACUUCCAUACCGUCAUUGAACGCCAAGCUCACUCCUCUCACGGCAAGCCUCACCUCAGCAUUACUUGAUGCACUCAGUGUGCCCGGGAACCGCAAGAACACUGCAGUCGGCCUCAUUGGUCACUUGUUAAAGCUUGGUCAAGGUCCAGCAGCGAGAUCAACAUUUUUAAAUGCACGAGCGGGGGCGAUGGACCGUUACGUUAGGGCCAUCAGAUUUGAAGGCCAUGUUGGGAUGUAUGUGCACGAUUUGGCAGUAGUCGUGUUUACCGGGAUCAAGCACACAGCGGAUUGGUUCCUUGCGGGCUUUGUAGAGCACGAUAUGACUAGCACUUUAAUUGACUGGGCGAAGAAACAGAUCGAGAUGUAUGCUGAAAGGUUCAGGAAGCAGGUCUAUAGUUCCGAUGCUGAACAGCAGACUGUCAAAGAAGCACUCAAAAUCACACACAGUCAGAGUCGCAAGCUUCUACAAGAAUAUGGGCUCGACUUCCGCUUUCUCCUUGACGAGCUCCUUGUUCAGAAUCCUCAGACCAACGAUACCUGCGUUGUUUCUGCUACCUUUCAUGCUCCCUCCCUAGGACCCUCCAUCUCACGUUCGCACACACCACAAUCAACAUCAUCCACCGUAUCUUCCUCAGUGCCUCCCAUUCCUCCAAUUCCCUUGGCCCCUGACUCGCCUGCUCGCACUACUACACGCUCUCCGAUGCCUAUGCGCCCACCCAGCUCCUCCGCCACGCUCGUCAAAUCGACCUGGGAGCACUAA